GCCGCCGGCGGGGCCCGCCCGGCCCGCGGGGCCCGCCCAGCCCCUGCAGCGGGGGAGGAUUGCUGGAUGAAGGCCAGCCCCAGGACUUGGAGCCAGAUGUCAGAGAGAAGCUGGAUUCCCUUGUGAGCAGCUCCCACAGCCCCCACAAGUGCCCUUCCCCUUGGCAGCUCCGGGAGGUGCCAAGGUCCCCGUGCAGACAUGGCAUUUAGGAGGACAGAGGGAAUGUCCAUCAUGCAGGCCUUGGCCAUGACCGUGGCAGAGAUCCCCGUGUUUGUUUACACGACUUUUGGGCAGUCUGUGUUCUCUCAGCUGAGACUCUCUCCAGGCCUGAGGAAGGUGCUGUUUGCCACAGCCCUCGGGACAGUUGCCUUGGCUCUUGCAGCUCAUCAGCUGAAGCGCCGUCGCCGUCGGAAGAAGCAAAUCGCUCCCGAGAAAUGUGGAUUUAAACCAGGAGGGAUCACAGUACCCAUCCUGCCAACCAGAAGGGUCUCCUCUGUGAAGAAAGGCUACUCCAGCAGGAGAGUCCAGAGUCCUGGCAGCAAGAGCAAUGACACACUCAGCGGGAUUUCCUCCAUUGAGCCCAGCAAACAUUCCAGUUCCUCCCACAGCCUCGCCUCGAUGGUGGCUGUCAACUCCUCCAGUCCAACACCCGCAGGAAUGUGGGAGGCCCAGGCAAUGGGAGAUGCUGGAGCCAUUGGGGAUGCCAGUGCAGAAAGCCUCUAUGUUCAAGGCAUGGAGCUGUUUGAGGAGGCCCUGCAGAAAUGGGAACAGGCACUGAGCAUCAGGCAGAGGGACAGUGCCAGUACCAGCACCCCUGUGCCCUGGGACAGCAGGAAACAGCAGGAGAGCAUAUCUGAGAAUAUUUCAGAGGAGGAGUCCCAGAAAAGGGAGUUUGCUGAGAAGCUGGAGUCCCUCCUGCACCGAGCCUACCACCUCCAGGAAGAGUUUGGAUCCUCACUCCCAUCAGACAGCAUCCUGCUGGAUCUGGAGAAGACUUUAAUGCUCCCGUUGGCGGACGGAUCGCUGCGGCUCCGGACGGAUGAUGAGGACAGCUCAGCUUCUGAGGACUCCUUCUUCUCUGCAGCAGAGCUCUUUGACUCUCUCCCCUUUGAGGAAAUGCCAUUUCACCUCUCCAGGCCAGUGGCAGCAUAUGAAGAAGCCCUGCAGCUGGUGAAGGAAGGGAAGGUCGCCUGCCGGACGCUGAGGACCGAGCUCCUUGGCUGCUACAGUGACCAGGAUUUCCUGGCAAAGCUACACUGUGUCAGGCAGGCAUUCCAGGAGCUGCUGGAGGAUGAAAGCAAUCAACUGUUUUUUGGGGAGGUUGGGAAGCAGAUGGUGAUAGGACUGAUGACAAAGGCUGAAAAGAAUCCCAAAGCUUUCCUGGAAAGCUACGAGGAGAUGCUGCGUUACGCACUGAGACAAGAGACCUGGCCGACUACUCAGCAGGAGCUGGAGGGAAGAGGGGUGGUGUGCAUGAGUUUCUUUGAUAUUGUGCUGGACUUCAUCCUCAUGGAUGCUUUUGAGGACCUGGAGAACCCGCCCUCCUCCGUGCUGGCCGUGCUGCGCAACCGCUGGCUCUCCGACAGCUUCAAGGAGACGGCUCUGGCAACUGCCUGCUGGUCAGUUCUGAAAGCAAAAAGGAGGCUUCUGAUGGUACCAGAUGGCUUUAUCUCUCAUUUCUACUCCGUAUCGGAGCAUGUCAGUCCUGUUCUAGCCUUUGGUUUUCUGGGGCCCAAGCAGCAGCUCUCUGAAGUCUGCAGUUUCUUCAAGCACCAGAUAGUGCAGUAUCUGAAGGACAUGUUUGAUUUCGACAACGUGAGGUACACGACGGUGCAGCUGCUGGCAGAAGACAUUCUGCAGCUGUCGCGGCGGCGCAGCGAGAUCCUCCUGGGAUACCUGGGCACCGAGAGCUCCCCGGAGAUGAACGGCACGCUCCCUGGGGAAACAGAGCCACUGAAGGAGGAGCUCAUCUGAUGUCAGGGGAGGAAAACACUUUUUGUACAAGGACCUUUUUCCUCCCAGAGGUGGAUAAAACUACCUGCAGCGUGCAGCGGUGGCAGCAAGACUGUCUCAACACACCUGGCGGGACCUUCUGCUUUUUGUAGCCAGUAGUGUUUGCUGGGAUGGAUCCAGGACCACUUGCCAGCUUAUGGUUUGAAUUUCUUCUUUGUUCCACCUUCCUGUUCUUUUUAUCAUUAUUACUUUUAAUGUGUCAUAUAUACAUUGUGUCCUGAACUGCCCGGGGCCCAGAUUUUUGCCCAUUCUCUUGAACAGGGCAAACAUACGUUCCUGUUUUGCCUGUGUGUGUUUUCUGGGAGGUAAUUCCUGAUGUUUACAGUGUGGGAACAGGAAUGUCAUUAGUAAAUUCUCCACUUGACCAUUAGCUUCUGAAGGAGGCUUUGCUUGCUUUGGGAUUUUAUUACCGGUCCUCUCUGCUGUGUUCCUACAGACAUUAAUUACUGCUGAUUUUUACUUUCCCUGUGUUAACACAUGCAAUGUGACUAGGGAGAAUUUCUUUCCUGGGGAGGAAGAAAUAGUUCUGUAAAGCACUGAAGCAAAAUGCAGUCUGAAGCUCUAGGGAAAUUGGUCUGUUCCCUUGGUGUUGCUGCUCUUUGCAGACCAGAUGACGGGGUCUGUGCUGUGGUAAUCUUUGCUUAGGAGGUUGCUGAGGUCUGUGUUUGCCCCCAGGGCAAGUUAGUGUGAGGAGGGGAUUUGCAUCCUGCCUGUGCAUGCACAAAGUGUUUACCAUCCAUCGAAGUGCCUUGCUGGAUUUCAGAAUGAGCCAGCAGCAGGUUUUUGCUGGGUAGGAGGUGCGGGGUGUGUGCAAGAGGGAAGCAGUGUAAUGUGGUGCCUGUUGCUGUUAUGCACAAGGUGGUCAGAGGUGUAGAGGUUGGAUGUGUGCACAAAAGGGGUUGUGUGUGCAGAUAGUUGCAGAGCUGGGGUUAAGCUUCUAGAGAGGAAAUGACUCUUGAUAGUCUGUCAGUCCUAACAAACAGAGCUUUGGGUAAUGAUGGAGAGUGUGUGGGUGUAUGAUGUGGUUCUGCUGGGGCUGGGUCUCCUCAAAUGCUGUGGUCCUGACUGCACGGCCAGCACCUGGAAUCUGGCUGCUUUGGGAUGUGAGCUGAGUUGGAUACUCAUGUGGGCCAGCAGCAGUGGAGUGUGCUGGACUUGCAGAAUCACAGAACAUGCUGAGUUGGAAGGGACUCAUCAGGAUCAUCAAGUCCUACCCCCGGCCCUGCACAGGACACCCCAAGAAUCCCAUCCUGUGCCUGAGAGCGUUGUCCAAACGCUCCUUGGACUCAGACAGGCUUGGUGCUGUGACCACUUCUCUGGGGAGCCUGUUCCAAUGCCCAACCUCCCUCUGGGGGAAGAACCUUUUCCUAAUACCCAACCUAAACCUCCCCUGACUCAGCUUCAUGCUGUUGACUUGAGGCAGUCCUGGCUUUUGUGUGAGGUUUGCAGUGAUUUGCUGAGUCCUCUGAAUGCAGUGUCAGAGGUGAAGUUGAGGUCCAGCCUGUGCUUUCUCCUAUUUCAGUCUACAUAAAGCUCCAAGUCCCACCCUUGGAAUGGGGAGGUCUUCAGGACUUCUACAAAAACAUGAGCUUCACUGUUUUUGUUCCAGGCUGACUGGGUGCCCCUUGUUCUGUUCCAGGUAAAAGACCCAAGUCUUAUCCAGCCAUAUUUUUGCAAGGGAAAAAAAAUAAAUAUGUAAGAAUCUGGAAUUUCCAUAUGAGUGGAAAGUCAGUGCAUGGGCUUGGAGAAUACAGAUCUCUUGUCUCUCUUCAGAUAUCCAGUGUGGUAAAAGCAGGUAGGAAGUAAACAGAGAAAAAAGUAAACAGGAGGAUGUAAAAGGAGCAGAUAAAUGUGCUGUGCCAUGUGCUCUUGGGGUCACCCUGCUUGAGCAGGGAGGUGGGACCAGAUGACCCACUGUGGUCCCUUCCAACCUGACACAUUCUGUGGUUCCCUGAAAUGUUCCUGAGAUGUUUGCAAGAGGGUAAGUGUAGAGCACGUUAACAUCUGGUGCUCUGUAAGCACAUCAGGCUGAUGUGGCUUAUCCUGAAAACCAGAUUAAUGCAAUAAACAGGACAAUGCUGAGGCAGAAAUGAGGAGCAGCUGCCCAAAGUGAGGCUGCAUGGAAUAAACUGUUAUGAGAAGGACUUGAGAGACAGCAGUUGAAACUAGGAAAGGUCUCUGAGGUGUCUUGCUCCUGGCAGUGUGCAGGAGGAGGAGAAACAGAGGAUAUUGUAUUAGCACGACACGCCUGCUACGUGUAAACUGUGAUUCAAAAGGAUGGUAUAUUCUGAAGGCAAGUUAGUUUGCAGGAAAAAAAAUGGUUAUUGUGCUUUGUGCUCUUGUAUGGCUGGUGUAGAAGAAAGAGUCACUUCAGCAGCUUUUGUACAGUGGUUAAAAAGAUGCUAAAAUGUGAAGAUUAAUGUAACAAGAUGGAUUGUGAUUCUAAACAAUCAGUGCUGUUAAAUGCUCAGUUUUAGAGUUGUUUUAUGUGUAUUUAUUUACUGUUUUGAGUGUCUUUUGGCCUCAGUGCUCGGGCAGCCUGCCUGCUUUGUGUACAGACAAGAACACUGGCUGCUGACUUUGGGCUUUCUGCAGCCUUGCAGGAAAGGAGGCUGAAACAGGGUCCCCCCGAAGCAAACACUAACUUGCACUGUGGCUUUUUAAGCUGAGAAAUUGUAAAUUCCUAAUCAAUCCAAUGAACAAAGACUGUUUUAUUACAGCUUGAUGCUUUUCUUUUCCUUAGCCUUUUUUGCAAGUAGGGCACUGCUGCCCUCCCAGUGAAGGUAAACAGGAAUCUGCCUCGGAAACUUCCACAGCUUCUUGAGCAUUGAGUUCUCCCUCUCUGCCCACAACACUGACUGGGCCCUGCCCCAGCCAAGGCAGUCUGCCCAGACAAACUGGUUUUAUCUUUACUGGGAUGGAUGUUUCAUUUCAUUGCUGCUCUUUGUCCCUCCCCAGUCCCAGUGUAGCUCAAGAGGAAAGGCAGAAAGGGGUUUGCAGGAGUUGCAAGGAGGGAAUUGCAAGGACCAGUGGGUUCAGAGGAGUUAUUCCUAUGGAAGAAACUCUCCUGACCUCAGGAGUGGUGGUCAGUGACCUGCUGUGUUCAGCUCCUUUGGAUCCAACCCUGAGCAGGGGCUUGGCUGCUUCCAUUGAUCCCAGAGCAGGGCUCAGCCCAAAUGGUGACUGUCUCGGACUCACUUGUUUUGCUGGGUAGAGUAAAAGGUUAUGUCAGAACACCUGCCUGCCCUCUGGCUUCCUGACAUCCCUAGAAAAUCCUUUCCCCAGCAUAUUAUGUUUAGCAAAAGAAAUUCUUCAGCAUUAGUAGCAGAGAUACAUAUUCAGGUAGAAUCCCUAGAGAUGAGACAUUUGCCUUUUUAUGAUGAACCCUUAUUCUCAAGGGGUUAAAUCAGUCUGGGCUGACACUCGCAAGAUUUUAACACUGAUGGGGAUUUAAAGUGGCUUAGCAGCUCUGAAAUAAAAUCCCUCAGUAGUUUCUGAUGCUUAAACAGAAUUUAAAAUAUGCAUGACUUUCAUUUUUUAUGUGGAGGCUGUAACAAGCUUCAGCAGUGGUUAAAGUACAUACUCGGUACUUUAGUAUGUAUGUAGGGACUACGCCAAAUGGCUUUAGGAGGGUCUUUAGGAUCUUUAAAGCACAUUAAUAAAAAAUUAUGAGGAAAAAUCUGCCUUGUCUCUACAAGAUCAGUGUGGCUUUGAAGAGCAUGACUUGUGCUGUCUCAUACAGGACGGUGGGAAAGCAGGAUUUUAUUUACCCCUCUUCAGUAGAACAUUCCUCUGCCAUAUCUGAAACUAAUGAAUGUAAACUUGUGCCUAUUUUUUUGUUGAUUUCCUAAAGGUGUUAAAAUCUGUUCUUGUUUUGCUUCUAUCUUUUUUUCUUUGCAGCUAAUUUUUUUUAAUAUCUUUAAUCUUAGGAUGUGGGCAUUACAAGUAAAAUAAAACUUUCCUUCAUUGAUUGUGGUUUUUGUUUCUAAAUUUCCUGGCAACACGUGCUAGAAACUUAGUCUUUGUUUUCUAACUUAGGUGACAAUUGUGGUGACACCUUUGGUGCUAGUGAUGGUAUAGAACAAGGUUUGCUCUUCCCAGAGUUAAAAUUAUGAACUUAAAGGGUUUUGAUGUAAACUUAAAGGGUUUGUUUGCAUGGGGAGUUUUCCAUGGGUCUGCUGACACGUCCAUAGACUAAGCAGGCUAUAAAAUAAACAAAACAGCUCCUGUGCUUUGAGCAGUGGUUGGAAACUAUGGGGUUUCAUUUUUCAGAUUUUUCUGUGGUGGUUUGGCUGUGUUGGGGUGUGGUGUGUGUAGAGUAGCAGGCUGUGAUGAAGCGAUAACAGGAAUCCCAGCGAGGAGCAGAACCUCUUAAACAUUGUCCCAGGUUCUUGUAGCACUUAUCAGCCUCCCAAACUGCACGAGAGAAACCCAGAGCAAAGCCUGUGGGUUGGUAUCAGAGGGGCCCAUCUGCUGAGCAAUGCAAGAAAUUCAUCUUCUUGCUCUUCUGAGGCAAUUACAGUAGAUUUAAAUACUCUAAUUUUCAGAUGAUACAGAAACCAGAGUGAAUCAGAUACGCUGUUUCUUCCACAGUGAUUAAAAUUUCAUCCCUGUGCUUAAAAAUAAA
Messenger RNA from Chiroxiphia lanceolata (lance-tailed manakin), 6640 nucleotides. RefSeq names its product mitoguardin 2 (gene MIGA2). Lineage: Eukaryota; Metazoa; Chordata; Aves; Passeriformes; Pipridae. Gene Ontology annotation, biological process: mitochondrial fusion. The transcript is spliced from 16 exons. The coding region runs from base 199 to 1974 and encodes 591 amino acids. The record is from RefSeq and is a predicted model, not a curated record.